UAUACAUUAUAUGCAUUAUUAUGAUACAAUCGUGUAAAAAUUAAUGUAAAUAUGGGAUCGUGCUGCAUCGAAGAAACAGACAAGGAUGCUAUUCCACGAAUGCAAACGAUACCAGCGGUAUCACAUCUUGCUCCAUUUUGGUCAGGUUAUGCAAUAGUUGAUACAAAAAUUAAAGAUUUAUCAUUAAAAGACUUCAAAGGAAAGUAUGUAAUACUAUUGUUCUAUCCAUAUGAUUUUACAUUCGUAUGUCCUUCAGAAAUUAUUGAAUUUAGCGAACGCAUCAAUGAAUUUCGAAAUCUUAAUGCAGAAGUUGUUGCUAUAUCAACUGAUUCUGAAUAUUCGCAUUUUGCUUGGAUAACUACCCCAAGAAAACAAGGAGGUUUGGGCGAAAUGAAAAUUCCAGUACUAGCGGACAAAAGUCAUAAGAUUUCUAAAGAUUAUGGUGUAUUAGAUGAGGUUCGAGGAAUAUCACUCAGAGCUUUGUUUAUAAUAGAUCCGAGACAAUUAAUAAGACACAUCAAUUUAAAUGACGUAGCAAUAGCACGUUCCGUUGAUGAAGUCUUAAGGAUAAUUAAAUCGUGUCAUUUCGCUGAUCAAUUUGGCGAUACAUGUCCUAUGGGUCCAUUGCAAGAACAACACACAUUUUUACAAAAUUCUAAUUACUUUAACACUACUUAAUCUUUCUAGAUAAAAAUAAAAUCGAAAUAAAUGAAUACUAUUGUAUCGUAUCAAUGCAUCUAAUGUUCGUCUAUUAAGUUUAGAGAAAUUGUAAAAAAAAAAAAAAAACAAAAAAGACAUUUAGAAAAUACUUACUGGUUGGUGUGGAUAGGCCACUUGGUCGAGACUUCGUAGUAAUUUGUGUAACAGGUGACGUUGUUUCUCCCGCCAAAGACAAUUGGGUAGGUUUCUGAGCAUGCACUACACCACACCAAUUACUAAAUCAUGCGAUCUCUAACUCUUAGGUAUAUUAUGUAAGCUCUGAUAAAUGAUAUAUAUGACAAGAAUCUGUAAUAUUCUAUCAGUUUUUAUGCAAAAUGAAUAAAGCACAGAAAUUAUGUUUUAAGCGGA
This is a messenger RNA of Vespula pensylvanica (western yellowjacket), 1068 nucleotides long. RefSeq names its product peroxiredoxin-2-like. Gene Ontology annotation, molecular function: thioredoxin peroxidase activity. Gene Ontology annotation, biological process: cell redox homeostasis; response to oxidative stress; hydrogen peroxide catabolic process. NCBI's taxonomy places the organism in Eukaryota, Metazoa, Arthropoda, Insecta, Hymenoptera, Vespidae. Gene Ontology annotation, cellular component: cytosol. The record is from RefSeq and is a predicted model, not a curated record. Bases 52 to 678 code for a protein of 208 amino acids. The transcript has 2 exons.